Messenger RNA from Hippopotamus amphibius kiboko, 1375 nucleotides. It is a transcript of the gene SCTR, whose product is annotated as secretin receptor. The record is from RefSeq and is a predicted model, not a curated record. Gene Ontology annotation, molecular function: secretin receptor activity; G protein-coupled peptide receptor activity; peptide hormone binding. The transcript has 13 exons. Bases 43 to 1344 code for a protein of 433 amino acids. Lineage: Eukaryota; Metazoa; Chordata; Mammalia; Artiodactyla; Hippopotamidae. Gene Ontology annotation, biological process: adenylate cyclase-modulating G protein-coupled receptor signaling pathway; brain development; cell surface receptor signaling pathway. Gene Ontology annotation, cellular component: plasma membrane.
GGCAGGCGGCCGUCGGGGCGCCCCGGGAGCGCACGCGGCACCAUGGUCCCCCGCCUGCCGCAGCUGCUGCUGCUCGCCUGCGCUGCGCACACCGUCGGAGCCCUCCCUCGACUGUGUGAUGUGCUGCGGGUGCUGUGGGAGGAGCAGGAGCAGUGCCUGCAGGAACUUGCCAAAGAGAGGACAGGAGACCUGGGCACGGAGAGUCCAGCCCCAGGCUGCCAGGGGCUAUGGGACAACACAAGCUGCUGGCCCUCCUCUGCGCUGGGACAGACGGUGGAAGUGGCGUGCCCGAGGUUCCUCUGGAUGCUUGUGGGCAGAAAUGGUUCCAUGUUCCGGAACUGCACACAGGGCGGCUGGUCGGAAACCUUCCCCAGGCCUGACCUGGCCUGUGGGGUGAACGUGAAUGACUCCUCCAACGAGAAGCGGUACGAGUACCUGCUGAAGCUGAAGGUUAUGUACACCGUGGGCUACAGCUCCUCCCUGGUGAUGCUCCUGGUUGCCCUCAGCAUCCUCGGUGCCUUUCGGAGGCUCCACUGCACCCGCAACUACAUCCACAUGCACCUCUUUGUGUCCUUCAUCCUGCGUGCCCUGUCCAACUUCAUCAAGGAUGCCGUGCUCUUCUCGGACGAUGUUGCGCACUGCGAUGCCCACAGGGUGGGCUGUAAGCUGGUCAUGGUCUUCUUCCAGUACUGCAUCAUGGCCAACUACUCCUGGCUGCUGGUGGAAGGCCUCUACCUUCACACGCUCCUUGUCAUCUCCUUCUUCUCGGAAAGGAAAUGGCUCCAGGGAUUUAUUGCCCUUGGAUGGGGUUCCCCAGCCAUUUUUGUUGCUUCGUGGGCUGUCACCAGGCACUUUCUGGAAGAUGUUGGGUGCUGGGACAUCAAUGCCAAUGUGUCCAUCUGGUGGGUCAUUCGAGGGCCUGUGAUCGUCUCUAUCCUGAUUAAUUUCAUCCUUUUUAUAAAUAUCCUAAGAAUCCUGAUGAGAAAACUUAGAACUCAAGAAACAAGAGGAAAUGAAGUGAACCAUUAUAAGCGUCUGGCCAAGUCCACCCUCCUGCUGAUCCCCCUCUUCGGAGUCCACUACAUCGUCUUCGCCUUCUCCCCAGAGGAUGCCAUGGAGAUCCAGCUGUUUUUUGAACUGGCCCUCGGCUCAUUUCAGGGCCUGGUGGUGGCCGUCCUCUACUGUUUCCUCAAUGGGGAGGUGCAGCUGGAGCUUCAGAAGAAGUGGCGGCAGUGGCACCUGCGUGAGUUCCACCCUGUGGCCCUCAGUUCCUCCUUCAGCAACGGCACCAAGGCCAGCCCCUCGGAGCAGAGCCGGAGCACCUGCAGGACCAGUGUCAUCUGAGGCGGGAACAGGGUCACCCAGCCGGCCAAGA